Molecule: messenger RNA, 3172 nt
Organism: Anarrhichthys ocellatus (wolf-eel)
Lineage: Eukaryota; Metazoa; Chordata; Actinopteri; Perciformes; Anarhichadidae
Gene: mtfr1l
Product: mitochondrial fission regulator 1-like
Exons: 7
Coding region: 230-1165 (311 amino acids)
Biological process (GO): mitochondrial fission; aerobic respiration
Cellular component (GO): mitochondrion
Source: RefSeq, a predicted model, not a curated record
GAUCACAGGAAAGGUAGGCACAGGUUUUCCGGCCUGAUGAGCGAAAACACACAACUCCAAGCUGAAAGACGAAGAGGAGAAGCGGCUGCUCGUGAAUAAUUUAACCGUUUAGCGUUCCCAUUUGCGGGCAUAAUCUACCUCGCUGUGACAUGGCAUCUGUCCUCUGAACUGCUCUGUGGUCAGCCACCGUCGGCACCGAGCAUUGGUGUGCAACUGGACCAUCACCAUCAUGGAAACAGAUGCAGAAGUUAUUCCUAUCUGGCAGAAUAAGCCUCAUGGAUCCACCCGCAGUGUUGUGAGAAGAAUAGGUUCCACUCUGCCACUCAGACCUCCACAGAGGGCGUGUUUCCAGGAACUACCAGGCAUGCCCAGUCUCCGGCCUAUGGAUGGCCCCAUUGUUCCUACCUUGGCCGACAUAGCCUGGAUUGCCGCAGAUGAAGAAGAGACGUAUGCCAGAGUGCGGAGUGACAGUCGACCUCUGAAACACGAAUGGCGGCCCACACCUCUCCUGGUGCUCCACAGGAACUCAUCUGUACCCAACUUCCGCCGCGAGGGCAAAAGGAUGGAGGUGCUGAGGAAGCCUGGGGUGACGGCGCUGAACCGGACCACCGCCCUGCAGGACGAGCUCAGCAGACUCCGGGCACAGAUCGCCAAGAUUGUGGCAACUGAUUCUGACUCCAACCCCGUGACCCCUGACCUGCUCUCCCCCGAUGACACAAGCAUGAGCUUCUCCAUGGCCCCUUUCGAAACGGCGCCCUACCAGCCGGCCGCCGCAGCCGCCGCUUCCUUUGUUAUCAGUGAUGUCACGGAGGAGGAGGAGGAGGAGGAAGAGGAGGAGGAAGAUGUGGUCUCUGUGGUGUCGGAGCUCGUCCCCGACCCUCUGCCGCCUAUUUCCAUGACGGCAUCGGCCACCUUUGACCUGGACAGACCCAGCAUGGACUUCCGGGAGGCGGAGGAGGAUACGGUGUCGCUAUCAAAGUCUACCAGCUUUGCUGAUGUUAUGGACAUCCUGAAGGACAUGAACCGCAUGAAGAUGAGCAAGGACAGGUACAAUAGAGGCUGUACGUCCCUCAGAGAGGAGAACUCCGCUUCUCUAAUUUCAGAAGCUUUGAGGAAAAAGUUUGUCCUGAAGGAAGAAGAUACCGACGUUGUGAAACGGAAGUAGCCCCAUCGCGUGUUUAUCGUCAAUACCCGAUCCCGCUGCUCCAUGUAAGUCAGGACAGGGUUGUAGAAAGUCGUUUUUUUUUUUUUUUUUUUUUUUUUUUUUUUUUUUUUUUUUUUACAUUUUGUAUAAUGAGCCCUUGAAGGCAUGUGGUAGGUCAUCAUUGGUAAUGCGUUCAGUGGCAGAAUAUUUUGGCUCACUUGUGGGUUCUUAGUUGUUUAUUUUCUCUCAUUAUUUUCGGCCUCUGCCUGUGAAAUGUGUACCCAUGUAUCCACAACUUUGCUCCUCAGGCCCAAGGCGACAGCUGUCGGCCAGAGCUAGAACAAAACACUCAAUAUCUGCUGGUGCAGUGAGGCAGAUCUGACAACUCUUUAACAAUAAUCUCAUAUUGUAUCCACUUUAUUUCUCCCUGGAAAACAACACUUUUAUGUUAAAUAUAUUUUGAAUAAGUUCUCAACGUACUCUGUGUCUGGGCUCUUUAGAUGUUAAAGGACAUUGUGGAGGGGCUGAUAUCCAAACAAACAUAAAGUUUAAAGACUUAAAUUCAGGAAUGUCCCUUAAAAAAAAAAAAAAAAAAAAAAAAAAAAGCCCUUUAUCCAUCCAGCUAUAAAGACAAGUCUUUGUUCCUUUUCACAGAAGAGAAGCAAAUAAACUUUUUUUUUUUUUUGCUUUUUCAGUAUCAAGAAGCCCUCUAACACACUUGAAAAUACUUGAUCUACAAAUGAAACGGAUCUCCUGUACAAGCAGAUAUGUACUGUCUCGUAUCACAUCGUGUGUGUGGAAAACGUCAGAUCUUUGCUGUUGAUGUUUGCGUCACAGGUGUGAGUUUGCAAAUGUGCACAGCAUCGUGUGCACGGUGUUGCUUGCUCCACUGCACCUCUUAUGCCUGUCCUCUUGUUUGUGAUUAAUAUACAGAUUGAUAAGUCACCGAACCACAGGACUGAUUUUGAAACUCAAACUGAAAGGAGAAUUAUAUAUAAAUGGGUUGGUCGUCGAUGGUGUGAAGAUCGACGGAAGUGUGUGAAUGAAAUGUGCACCCAUCGUCGUCAUCUGUGUUUCCAGUAAAGGCAAUGACUGACACAAGCUUACGCGGGUAUUUUUAGACACAUUUCCAGUUUUCCAACCCCUGUACAUUAACAGUACUAGCUGAAACCACCUUUUUUAUGAUGCAGCAUUAUAGAACAUUCUGCCUGCAGAGUUUUGACAAAGCCAUGGGUCAAGUGCUCGUGUGAGUCUCGAUGAUAACGAUGAGUAUUCUUGUCGACGCCUUACUGCUGAUCUGUUGCCUGUUCCAAAGCCUGAUUUUAUUCCCUGUGCCAUGGGUUUGUUUAACCAGCCCACCCCUCAUUGCUUGCCCUCUCCUGAAUGUGCCCUCCAUCCUCAUCUUUAUUAAGAUUCCCACGUUUUCCUCUCACAAACAAACCAGUUGUAUGUGUGUGCGGUGCUAAUGCUGAAUCUUUGUUUAAAAUGACCCCUAACAAGCAAGUACUUGCUCUUAAGUCACUUUUACCUCCACAUGUCACUCUGUUUUCUUUAUCUGUCACGUGUAUCCAUGCAUGACUGGGGGUCCUUUGGUGUAGUUUUGCAGUGUGAAAAGAUAAGUGUGUGUCGCUGUAUGCAGUGGUUAAAGUAUGUUCUGUCCUGCUAGAGUCUGCCCUCAACGUGUCCUAAGGGAUCGUCUCAAUAGUUAAUUUCCUCAUUAAACAGAGUGAAGUAUAAAGUGGCUGGAUGAGAAAACUACUAUAUGCAAGUUUAAAUAUAUUAACCGUGUGUCUUUACCUAAGAUGUUAAACCUUACACAGCAUACUCUGCCAACUGCUUCAUAGUCCUGCUAAUAAAUAGAGAAUUUAGUUCCACAGGGUUUUCCACAGAGAAUUUUUGACUUUGUUUGUCUUGACUUUUCACCAUUUUACUUGUGCAUGGUUGAACCUACCACCACCUCAUGUAUGUUUAUUUUAUUUUGUCAUAUUAGGACUUGUAAAUAAAGAUUGGCUGAUGUUUUGAAACUGA